UACCAUCACAAACCAGGUGAUGGUAUCCUGGUGUCCAAUGACAGUGCGUAAAACUGCGCGCAUCAUAGGAUAAAAAGACACGCCUGCCCAUGCCGGAUGGUACUCGUGCUUUCUGUGCUUCUUUCUCGCUUCAUCGCUUCAGCACCACAUCAUUGUGCUUUGCUGAUCUACACACUGAUAGUCAGGGAGUUUGUCCAACUAAGCCGAGAAGAGAGGAAAAGAAGAAAAGCAUAAUUCUAAAACGAUGUCCAUAUCGACUGUCCUUAAUAAGUGGUGACUUAUUUUGAAACAAUUAAAUCGUCUUAAACAUUCAGACGUUUCUUGUGCCAGCUAAAGAGUUUAGAAGGCAAUAUGAAGACGCUUUCGUUCGGUGCACUAGUGCUCACCGCGGGCAUCACUGGGUUACUGAGCUUUGGCUUCUUGGCUGCUGCUAUUGGAAGUGAGUACUGGUAUAUCAUCAAGGUGAACCGAACCGAUGUUGGAGAUUUAGACUCCCACUCCGGACUCUGGAGAGUACACGAAGGUGGGGAGGUCUACUCGUUCACAGCAGACCCUGCCUCCUCCAACUAUACUGAGACAGAAAAACACAUGCUGCACAUGCACAGCAUGAUUGUGGUCUUGCUGGUACUCAGUCUGGUCCUUCUGGUGUUGGGUGGGAUCUGUGGAUUGGUCAGUUCCCUUGCACGAAGCCCCGUCCUCCUCACUGGAGCAGCCUCCUACUUCCUGGUUUGCAGCCUCCUGACUCUCUCUGGGGUCAGUCUCUACAUCAGCUACUCCCAGGCAGCUGUGGCUGAGACAGAGAGGCUGGUGGGAGCCGAGCGUCUGGCUCAGGUCUGCACCUCCUACGGCUGGUCUCUGGGUCUGGCCUGGCUGUCCUGCGGCCUGGAGGUCCUGACAGGCUUGCUGCUGCUCCUCGCUGCCAGGACUGCCAGACGUCAGCAUGGCCACCAGGGACAUCACACCGUGGCCUGACCCUCCCCUGGAAGACAUGCUGUAUCAUUGCGGAAUAACUGUCUCAUUGAACUACACGCUUUAAGCCCUGUUUGUUGCUGGACUAAUGUGUCUCAAAGUUGACAGACCAGAAUACUGAGAAGAAGAGGGAGAAACACUAGGGGGGGUUGUCUUCUGUUCAUAUUCAUUGAUAAUGUGUUGACCCUCACCUUAUACACAUUGGUGGUCAGUAAACAUGUAUUGGAAGUAUGUAGGUGACCAGUGGGUUGCUUGGCUAAACAGACCAUCACGGAUAACACAGUCUUAGAAGAAGCCAAGAGGAGGAGAAUGGGGUGAAUGAAAACAGCAAGAAGUCCACUGGCUCUUUUCUCCCAUGGUGAGGAGUGGAAUAACACUUUACAUAUGUUUAAUGUUUAGCAUUGACCCAUGUACUAAAGUUUACUGCCUGAAUAUAAAACUCAUCACAUUUUCUGCCCAUAGAGUUAUUGUUUUAACAGGACCAUUCAACUUUGCUUUUAAUCUUAACAUGCUAAGCCAACCUAAUGUGUCAUGUGGAUACUGCUCAAAAGAUGUUUGUUCUCUAUGUAUGUUAGCACCACUGUUGUAUUUUUGUGUGAUUUUUAAUUGUUUGGACAUAGACAUAAAGUAUUACAGUGCCACCCUGUGGUCACAUA
Osmerus eperlanus (European smelt) is the source of this 1625-nucleotide messenger RNA. RefSeq names its product transmembrane protein 235b (gene tmem235b). NCBI's taxonomy places the organism in Eukaryota, Metazoa, Chordata, Actinopteri, Osmeriformes, Osmeridae. Gene Ontology annotation, cellular component: apical plasma membrane. The record is from RefSeq and is a predicted model, not a curated record. Bases 352 to 972 code for a protein of 206 amino acids. The transcript is spliced from 4 exons.